AUGGGGUCAUUGCGCUUGGGGCGAAGAGACUCGGGAACUACUAGACCCAGCGUGCCGCGCGCCCAGCGCAGUGGCUUUCAGGAGUGCCCCGCCAACCCCCUGGACCAGGAGCCGGCAUCCAGGAGCAGGGAGUGCCCAGUGCCCCCUCCCUAUGCCACCCCUGUGAUGCCCCUGUCCCGCUGGCUGAGGUCUGUGGGGGUCUUCUUGCUGCCAGCUCCCUGCUGGGCGCCCCGGGAGAGGUGGCUGGGUGCCCCGGGGGCCUGGCACGGUGCCCGCUGCUGGUGCCAAGCGUGGACAGAGGAGCCUCGAGCACUUUACUCCUCUCUCAGAAUGAAUGGAAACCAGAAAUUGGACCCUUAUGACCAAAGAAAGCAGGAUUUCAUCCAGCACUUCUCCCAGAUUGUCAAGGUGCUGACUGAGGACGGCACGGGCCACCCGGAGAUAGGAGAUGCGAUUGCCCGACUCAAGGAGGUCCUGGAGUACAACGCCGUCGGGGGCAAGUACCAGCGAGGCCUGACGGUGCUGACGGCCUACCAGGAGCUGGCGGGGCCCGAGACGCAGGACGCCGACAGCGUCCGGCGCGCCCUGACCGUGGGCUGGUGUGUGGAGCUGGUGAGGCGCUGGGGGGGCAUCCUGGGGGCAGAGGAGGGGGAGCCUGAACCCGACUUCUCCACGUGAUUCUGUGCAAUAGUAGUUGAAUUUAGACACCGAAUUACUCCAAGGUUAACAGAGGUAUGGAACCUCUUUGCCGGGAGGUACGUAUUUUCUUUUUGAAAUGUUUUUUUGAAAACAUUUUUGGGGAUGUUUAUUUUUGAGAGAGAGAGA
Molecule: messenger RNA, 825 nt
Organism: Suricata suricatta (meerkat)
Lineage: Eukaryota; Metazoa; Chordata; Mammalia; Carnivora; Herpestidae
Product: farnesyl pyrophosphate synthase-like
Exons: 4
Coding region: 1-678 (225 amino acids)
Biological process (GO): trans, trans-farnesyl diphosphate biosynthetic process
Cellular component (GO): cytoplasm
Molecular function (GO): dimethylallyltranstransferase activity; (2E,6E)-farnesyl diphosphate synthase activity
Source: RefSeq, a predicted model, not a curated record